Molecule: messenger RNA, 6468 nt
Organism: Drosophila simulans
Lineage: Eukaryota; Metazoa; Arthropoda; Insecta; Diptera; Drosophilidae
Product: zinc finger protein hangover
Exons: 7
Coding region: 555-6419 (1954 amino acids)
Biological process (GO): regulation of transcription by RNA polymerase II
Cellular component (GO): nucleus
Molecular function (GO): zinc ion binding; sequence-specific DNA binding; DNA-binding transcription factor activity, RNA polymerase II-specific
Source: RefSeq, a predicted model, not a curated record
GUGGUAAGUGUGACCACGCAUGCGUCCGCCACAAGCGAUAGCGAUAGUAAAGUCCAGGCUUCGCCCGGCGUGCCCAUCUCUAGCCAAAAACGACCUUUUCGCCAGAAAUCGUUUUACCGUUUACAGUCGCAGAUACGCAACGGCAAUUCGCAGUCCCAGUGUAGCGUUCAAUUUUUUUCCAGUGCGACUCCUCCAAACAAAAGCGAAGUGGAAAAGGAGGCGAAGAUAAAGGAAGCCCAAGAGCGAAACUCCAAAUUGCGAAUCAGCAAAGGAUCAAUGGAGGCAACGAAAUAAGUAAAAGAACCAGUGCGAACAAUGUGCGAAAAGUGGGUAACGCGAGCGGCGUGGUCGUUUCCGUCGGAGAGCGGAUAAUAUAGCACAUAGUAGUAUAUUGUAGUAGUGGAUGUGGAUGGUGUGGAACGAUUGCGAACGGACGCAGACCGAAACAAAAGUGAAAACGUGCAAAAAACCAAACCCAAAAACAAAUUCAACCGAGAAGUAGAAGCAAGCGGCAAAGAAGAGAGCGAGAGGGCGACCAAUACAAAAGCGACAAAAUGUGCGACGCUGCGGCGGCAACAGCGACAACAACAACAGCAGUAGCAGCAGCCGUCGCAACAACAACAGCAUCGGUAGCAUUGGAGGCCACAGCGACACAGCCUGGAACGACAACGACGACGACGGCGGUAGCCACUGCGUCAGCGGGAACCACAUCCCCUGAAGCGGCCAUUCCAACAGCAGCAAUAGCAACAUCGGCGAAACACAGCAACAGCGAACGGUCGGCGCGACAAAACUGCUGUCGCCUGUGCAUCGCCCCACAAACCGAAUGCAUCUCGAUCAUCAAUAGCUAUGCGGCGGACAAGGAGCCGCUGUCCACCAAGAUCCUCAACUGCGUCGGCAUCAAGGUUACACCGCAGGAUCGGCUGUCGCAGCAAAUUUGCCACGCCUGCAUCAGUUACCUGAACUCGUGGCAGAGCUUCAAGAACCGGUGCUUCAGCUCGCAGGCGAAGCAGCGCCAGUGGCUGGAUAACAACAAGAGCAAGCUCCUCAACUACCUGGACCUGAACAGUGCCGAGAAUGGGGGAGGAGGCUUCUUCGAUCAGCAUCUGCAUCAGCAACAGCAACACCACCAGCACUUGGAGAAUGAGCUCGAAGCGGAGAAGGAGAAGGCGACGCCAACGGCCGCAUCGACAGCCGCCAACAUAUUGGACGGCAUACACUCGCUGAAGAAACGCAAAUCCCUAACAGUCUAUCCACUGCCUGCGAUGCCCAUCAAAGAUGAGCCGAUUGAUACGGAUGACGACUACCAGAUGAAGUCCAUAGACGAGUCCGAUGACAUGGUCGAUCCCACAAUGUUCCUAGAGCGCUCCGAGCACGAGGGCGAUGUGCCGCUGACGGCCUCGGAUUACGACUACACUGCGCAGCAUGGCGUGAAUGCCUCGUCCGUGGCUGCCUCGCUGCCGCCGAAUGCGGUGGCCAAUGUGGCAGCCGCCGGGGACUCCAAGGUGGCCAGCUGCAGGGCCUGCAGCCUGCAGUUCUCUACCCGGGCCAACGCCCGUCGCCACGAAAGGAAUCUGCACCCAAACCUGUUCCAGUUGUCCACAGACUCCCCCCACAACACACCCAUCACAAAGCCGACGCCCGCUUUGGCUGCCGCCUUGGAAAUCCAACGGGCAGCGGCCGCGGCGGCCACCGCUGAGGCAAAUCGGGCAGCGGGCGCCGCUGGCGGGAAUAUCUCCACGCAAAAGUAUCGCCAGGUGGUGAUGAACGCGUUCAUUAAGUGCGAGGGCGGCGGCUACGACUACGAUAAUCCCGAACAGUACCGACCACUGCUCACCCGCGACAAAGUGGAGUUCAUUGAGCAGAACGACGAGUUCCUCGAGCAAUACCAGACGAUGACCUGCCGAUGUUGCAACAAGUACUUUAGCACGUACAAGAACUUCAUGGCGCACGUUCGCAAGAAGUAUCCGCAGCUGCCGCGCAACCUAUGCUUCAAUUGCCUCAAGAUGAACGACUCCAAGGCGCUGUUCAUCUCGCAUCUGAAGAAGCGGAAUUGCAUAAAUCUCUUUAGAGUCUUGAAUGCGCUGCGUGGGAAAACAACGACAGUGGUUGUGCCCAUUGCAGAUGAUGGGGCUGACGAUGGAGCAACAGGAGCGGUUCCAGUUGCCGAUGCCGGAGCAGGAGUGAUGGCCAUGAAUAGUCCCACAGUGACAGCCAGCGGAGAAGUUGUUACACCCGGCGGCGGCUCCGAACGCCCAGAGAAACUGCGUGCCAAGGAGCUGCUAGUCAACAAACUGUACGAGUGCAAGCUCUGUCCCAAGGGAUUCCGCACCAAGCACGAGUUCCGCACGCAUGUCUACGACAAGCACGCAGAUGUCCAGCGCAAGGAUAACAACUCGAUACAGUGCAGCUUCUGCGGACUGGACUUUGCCGAUCCCGUGGACAGACGGCGGCACUACAACAACAUGGACUGCAUUGUCCGGCUGCGCUGCAUGACGUGCGAUGCCAAGCUGGAAACGCACCAGCGUUUCCUCGAUCAUGUCUACCAGGAUCACUUGGGCGGCGUGGGUGGUGGCGCGGUCAGCGACAAUGCCUCCACCACUGGCAGCGGCAUGGCCAGGAGCAACAGCAUGGAACACUCGCCGGGCAAGAGGAGCCUGCUCGGCGCCCUAGGCGUUGGUUCCUCGGCGGAGGAGUCGCGAAGCAGCAGUGCGGCUCCGCCGCUGACCUCUACACCAAAACUGGCGGGCGGUAAUCAGGUGGGUGGCGGUGGAUCGACCAGCGCAUCUGCCGCCGCAGCCGCUCAGAGCUCGGCGAAUCGCGAUGCAUCCGCACCCAAAUCCCAGUACUUCUCCCGCAUGCCGCAGGUUUGCCCCAUUUGCGGCCAGCAGUACAACAACUACAACAAUGUGCUGCGCCACAUGGAAUCGAAGCAUCCGAACAAACUGCCAGAGACAUACAAGUGCGUGCGCUGCGGACUGGGCUAUCCACGGAUCUCCUACCUGCGGGAGCACAUGAUCAAUGUGCACGGAGUGGACAAGAAUCGUCACUCUGGCGGCUUCGAGUACAUCGUGAAUGCGGAUGCCGUGAAGUUGGCGGACGGAAGUACGCCGAACGUCUACACGGGUCGCUACGAUUACGUGAUGAAGGACCUGAUGUCGAUAACAAAUGGUGGGACACUCGAUGAUGACGAGGAGGAGCCUGGCAGCGUGGCCAAGAAGAUGCGCCUGGAUGACAGCAGCAACAACAGCAGCCUGGUGGGCGUGGCUAGCCAGCAGAAGGAGUGCCCCAUCUGCAAUGCGGUGUUCAGCAACAACAUUGGCCUGUCCAAUCACAUGCGCUCCCACUAUACAGCCUCGAAUGCAGUGAAUGCAGCCUUGGCGGCUGCCAAUCGAAUGACACCCAAAUCGCUAACGAUUACCGCAACGCCAGCAACGGAUUCGGAGUUCGGAGUUGGCGGAACAAUGUCCGAGUCGGCUCCAGCAACGCCUGCCAAUGUGCCACCGGCAAUGGCCAAUCAAACGCCCCAGGAGCAGGCAGUUUUUCGCCGGAGCCUUGACCAGGCAGCCGAUCGACGCUUCCGGCGAAUGCGCUGCCGCAUCUGCCAGCGUCGCUUCAGUUCGAAGAAGUCCUAUCGCUACCACAUGCUCACCGAUCAUCAGGUGCAGAAUGUGCAGUUCAUCAAAUGCAAGCUGUGCAACGCAGAGUUUGCCUACGAGAAGGGCCUGAAGGUGCAUCUGUUCAAGGUGCACGGAAGGGCCAUCAAGGAUGAAAUGAUUAUCAAGCAGUUCGAGUGUGAGGUUUGCUCGAUUGUCUAUAGUUCAGAGUCGGAGCUGCAGCAGCACAAACGCAGCGUUCACAAGCUGACAUCCGCCUCCGCUUCCACAUCGGCGUCCACGUCCUCUAAGAUCGACGACGACUCUCUAAUGGAUGAGGGCAAGCCGACAUCAUCGGAUCUAGCUGAUCUCUCCACCCUCGCGGCGGGUGGAUCCACUGCAUCUGCUCCACUGUACUGGUACCAGUGCAAGUACUGUCCAUCAAACUUUAACACCAACAAGAAGCUGGCCAUCCACAUCAACUCGCACGACGAGUUUGACUCGAACGAUUAUUCCUGCAAAGAUUGCGGAAAUGUCUACAGCGGACGCAAGAGUCUAUGGGUUCAUCGCUAUAAGAAGCAUCCGCAAGUGCCCAACCCAGCUGAGUGCUCGCUGUGCCGCAAGGUCUUCUUCGACCGCCAGAUGCAUGACAACCACACGCCCACCUGCAACCGCAAGCCGAUCACCUCGACCGGUGCCCACCAGCAGCAGGAUGGACAGCUGCAUUCGCACCACACGACCAAAAGAACAAUUUUCCGGCAUAAGACCGGCGAUGACGAUGACGAGGAGGAUGACGAUGAGCAGCAGCAACUGGAGGAGAGGGCCAAUAGCGAUGGCAAUGGCACCACUGUGGGAGUGGCGUCGGGCAGUACUGCAACUGCGGGCACGUCACUGAAGAUCCGCAUUCCGGAGGUGGCGUGCACCAUUUGCGGCGCUCGCUUCACCGACCAGGAGCACUUUAGCAAGCACAUCCAGAAGCACGAGCAAGAGCUGUACGUGGACAAUCCGCUGGCGGCGAUGUUCGAUGAUGGGCCGGCGGAUGCCGGUCAGUUCCAGGUGGAGCGGCAGAAUGAGAACGGGGAAUACGCGUGCGAUUUGUGCGCCAAGACGUUCCCCCAGGUGAUCGCACUCAAGGUGCAUCGCAAGUGGCAUUUCAGAGGUGAUAGCAAGCAGAACCCCAUCGACGGCGAAGCGACACAGUUGACCAACAACAAUCACACAACCAACAACAACAACAACUCGAUGCACCUCCGCGAGCUGCAUGCGGUGGGCCUGAUGCCCAACCAGCAGCAGCAGAGCCUCAACAACUCGUGCAACAACAGCAUGAACCACAACAACAACAGCAGCAGCAACCGCAGCAAGUCGAUGAAGCGGAAACGUGAGCUGAAAUGCGAAUACUGCGCCUCCACCUUCAUCAGCAAUAACAAUCUGCGUCGCCACAUGUACGAGCUGCACAAACACGAGGUAAGCAAUCUGCCCGAGCCGCCGGUGAUUGUGGUGGACGAUCACCUCACCUGCCGUCGCUGUCAGUUGAAGUUCGACACAAAGGAGCUGUGGAUCGAGCACAAGCUGGCCGAUGCGAAGGUGGUGCGACCUUUCUGCCCCUUCCAGUGGGGCUGUGAUCUGUGCGGCGAGUAUCUGUCGCGCAAGGAGAAGCUGAUGAACCAUAUUAACAACCAUUUGAAGGAGGAUGUCAUAGUGCCAGUGGCCACUAAGGCGGCCAUUGAGAGAACAGCGGCCAUGGAAUCAGCGGCAGUAGAUGCGAAUGCAGCGGCGACACUAUCAGCAUUGGGCGACGGAGCCGAAACUGAAGAUCAGUUUGCAGAGAAGGGUGAGGCUGCAGGAGGAACAACAGCAGAUAAGUUGGCGAAUCCCGACGAGGAGGAUAGCGAUGAUUUGGAUGAGGAUAGCUCGGGCGACGACGAUGAUAGUUCGGGCACGGGAGAUGAUGACGACACCGACGAUGAUGAGGAUGGCGAGGGUGAAGAUGAGGACGAGGAGGGAGAUGGUGGCGAAGGCGAGGACGAAGAAGGUGUCCAGCCACCCGCUCAACUUUUGCCGCAGCAGCUACACAAAGCGGAUCUUAAUCAGGACGACGAUGAUCUCGUCGAGGAGGUCAUCAGCUCCGAUGACGACGAUGACGAUGAUGGAGAGGUGGAAAGCGACGAUGACGACGAAGAUGAUGAUGAUGAGGAGGACGAUGUGGAGGAGCCGGAGCCAGUGGGAUUGGCGGUGCGACCGCUUAUGAAUGGCAAAUCAAAGAUGCCGCCGCUGAUAGUGGCCAGUUCGGAUGAUGAAGACGAUGGUGUGAUGCCCAUAGAGGACAUUAUCGAAGAGGAGUUCGAUGAGGAUGCCGAUCCAGAUCCGGAGGAUGCCAUUGAGGAGGUAGACGAAGAUGAUUUAGAUGAGGGGGAUGUGGAGGACGAGCCGAAUGUGGUGUCGACGGCCUCUUUCUCGGAGAGCGAGUCCAGCACAACGACCACGUCCAAUUCGCAUUCGCAUUCGCAUUCAACGGGUGAGCGGCGUAAGAAGGCCGUCGAUCAGUUGAAUGAUCCCGGCUUUACCUGUGAUCUAUGUCAACUUUGUUUCGAUUCUCAGGAGCUUCUCCAGAGCCACAUCAAAAGCCAUAUCCUCAAUGGGCCAAAGCUCUCGACAGCGUCAGCGUCAGCAGCAGCAGCAGCAGCAGCCGCCGCCACAGCAAGCAGCAAGGCAACAGCAUUACUAACGGCAGCAAAGGCGAAGCCUGACUCCAAGUCAGCGGUGCUGGCCAACAAUAAUAACAGCAAGACAAGCAGCAAGACUGUGGCAGCAGCUGCGACACAUUGAGUGAUCAUACUCCAACUCCAACUCCAACUCCAACUACCACAACCACUAC